GAGUGAAUGGCCGUUAACUAGGCAAAUCCGGGGGAGCAGGCGAACAUAAUCAUUUAUGAUUCCACUCGUUCGCAGAGGUAGGCGCAAUUACAACUCAGAUCAAGAAGCCUUCUGACCAUUAAUCAACGCUGGGAACGCAAUAAUAAGUGGGUUAACGAUAAAUAAAUAAAUAAAAAGUGACACUGACUCCGAAUGGGAGCCCCCAGUGCCACGGUGUCCAUCCCCCACUGAAGCUGGUUCAUCCACCCGGACACCUGCUGUCUCCGGCUCCACACCUCCCGGGCAUCUAGCGGUGUGAAGGCACUGACAAUGAAGCGGAGGAGGGGAAGUGUGCCACCAGCUAACGAAGGGACAGAAGGGCGUUGGCACACCGUCCUAGAAGAUGAUGUGGAGCCACCUCAACCAACAUUUAGGCCGAAAAGGAAGCCAGGACCUCAGGUGAACAUGACCGCAACUUACAGCCCCCUUCAGCUUUUUCAGCUGUUUUUCACCCAAUCCGUUGUCAAUUCACUCCUGUCUAACAUGAAGAAGAAUGGGGAGAAGAAGCAAGCAGGCAAAAAGGUAGCAUGGAAGCCCAUAUCCAUGUCAGACUUUUUCUGUAACCUUUCACUGGUCGUCUAAAUGGGGCUGGUGAGGCUGAAAAGCCUGAGGGACUACUGGAAAACAUCAUCUCUCUACCAACUGCCUUUCCCCAUGACUGUUAUGUCCUGCAAAAGGUUUCUGGUUCUCUCACAGGCGCUUUAUACAACAGUGACCCAAAGGUUGAUGAAGCGAAUGACAAGAAGAGAGGCACAGCAACGUUUGACUGUGCAAAAUAAAACCUCUCUACUACAACACUGUUGAGGCCUGCAAAACCUACUUUCAGCCAGCCCAGAAUGUGUCAAUAGAUGAGCGGAUGGUAGCCUCAAAGGCCAGAAUUGGCCUCAAACAAUACAUGAGGAACAACCAACCAAGCGGGGUUACAAGCUGUUUGUGUUGGCUGAUUCUGUGUGUGCCUACACAUGGAAUUUUUUUGUCUAUGAGGGGAAGAACAGUUUUGCUACCGGUAAGGGACUUAGCUAUGACUCUGUAAUGGAGUUAUUGGAUUUUCAACUGCUAGGGAAGGGCUACAAACUGUUUGUGGAUAACUUCUACACAAGCCCUACCCUGUUUGCAGACCUUAGGAAGCGGGACGUGUGGGCCAACAGGGUGGGCUUUCCGAAGACUAAGGUGAACAACAUGCCUAAGCUGGCUGAGCGGGGGACCAUGCGAUGGAUCCGUGAAGAUGGCCUGCUGUUUGUAAAGUGGAUGGAUACCAGAGAGGUGGUGAUGUGCACAACAAUCCACAAGUCCUUCAAUGGGGAUCAUGUUGUCAGGCGUGUGAAGGACGGUGCCGGGGUAUGGACCACCAAAAAUGUCCCCAUUCCAACUGCAGUAAAGGACUACAACAAGAGCAUGGGAGGUGUGGACCUAUCAGAUGCGCUGAUAGGCUAUUACAAUGUUCUCCAUAAGACGAUGAAAUGGUACAAGAGCUUCUAUCAUUUCAUCUACAUUGCUGUGGUGAAUGCAUUCAUCCUACACAAGGAAAUGGCUAAGAGCUGUGGAAAGCCCUUCCUCUCACAGAAAACCUACAGAGUUGCUCAUCAAGGAGCUUGCUGACUACAGCACCACAGCACCAAGCCCUGUCCCUUCUGCUCCUGCCACAAGUGUUCAUCUGCCCAAAUUUAGUUAUGCAGGCAGGGAUGUACCUAAGGGCCAAAAGGGCACAGAAUGGAGGCGUUGCUGUGUUUGCAAGAUGAAGUCCCCCAUCACCUGCACCACAUGCUUGGUGACCCUCUGCUUUACAGCAGAAAGAGACUGCUAUGCCACCUGGCAUCAGCAGCACCAUAUUGUGUAGAGCUUAGGCAAAUGGGGGGGGG
Messenger RNA from Oncorhynchus kisutch (coho salmon), 1898 nucleotides. RefSeq names its product piggyBac transposable element-derived protein 4-like. Lineage: Eukaryota; Metazoa; Chordata; Actinopteri; Salmoniformes; Salmonidae. Bases 1072 to 1638 code for a protein of 188 amino acids. The transcript has 2 exons. The record is from RefSeq and is a predicted model, not a curated record.